AUGCUCGCACGUUACGGAGCUAUGAAGGCCUCGUUUGAGAGGCAUGGCUUCGAGGUGUUGUUUUCGGAUGUGCAGAAAUUGGACAGCUUCUUGGAGACGCACCGCCAAGUGCGAGAUGUCUUCCAGGAUGCUGGCUAUGAGAACUUGCUGGACGACUCGCAUGCGGCUGCCAAUUUUCUCAGAGUUUUCGAUCAAGGCGAAUAUGACCGAGUGGUCAUGGCAAAGCUUCGACAAGUCUUCGAGGAAGCGGGUCAAAGCAACCUGCUUGUUGAGUUCGAGGCAGCCAGUACCACAGACGGUGGCGAAGUCGAGGAUGCAGACUUUGCCGAAGACGACGAAGUAGACGAUGAUGAAGACGAGGCUGAUGAGGACCCUGCCGAAGAUGCGGACGAGGAAGCUGAGGAAGAGGAGGCUGACGAAGACGAGGCGGAAGAGGAUUCAGGAGGGAAGGAAACGAAUGCCAUCGCGAAGGAAGCGAAACCUCAGCAGCCUUCGGCGGAGAGCAGCAAGGCGAAACAAAGUCCUCCUCGCGAGUCCUUCCCGGCGCUCCGCGCCUACCUGUCUCGCACGACGGCCUUCGAACGGGUUCUCCGGGAUGAAGGGAUGGAACACCUGCUCGAUGACCCACCAGAGCUUGGUCGUCUUUUGCGGCUGAUCAAGUCCUUGAUGAGCACUCUCGAGACAUAUGGUUUGAAAGAUGCCGAGAAGGAUCCGUCCCUGCUGGCUGAAAUCCUUUCUGCUUACAGAGCGCUGCAGUCCGCCUUCCGGGAAUACGACAUGGAGGAACUUUUCGAAGAUCCCGAGUAUGCCCUCAAGGCCUUCUUGCGCAACCAUCAUCGGAUUCGCGCUGAGUUCGACAAGUACGGCUUAGGCUACCUCUUCGACAGUGUGCCGUCAAUGCGAGAUUUCCUUGCAAAGUACAAGGACAUGGAGCAGGAACUCAAGGCCGUGAAGGAAGCGCGAGCUGGAGAAAGGUUGGCUCAACGCGACGCUGAUAUGGCCCGCCUCGAGAGCCGUCUCCUCAAGAAGGAAGAGGAGAUCGAAGAUCUGAGGGCUCGGCUCAAGGAGUUCGAACAGUUGGGCGACGUGAGCGUUGCACCUUGUCACUCUGCUGUCGUGGAUACCUACGAUUAG
This is a messenger RNA of Symbiodinium necroappetens, 1134 nucleotides long. The record is from the annotation of a GenBank genome assembly. NCBI's taxonomy places the organism in Eukaryota, Dinophyceae, Suessiales, Symbiodiniaceae.